This is a messenger RNA of Penicillium malachiteum, 1089 nucleotides long. RefSeq lists its product as uncharacterized. The transcript is spliced from 3 exons. Bases 1 to 1089 code for a protein of 362 amino acids. The record is from RefSeq and is a predicted model, not a curated record. NCBI's taxonomy places the organism in Eukaryota, Fungi, Ascomycota, Eurotiomycetes, Eurotiales, Aspergillaceae.
AUGAAAUUUUCAUUACAGAAUACAUCGCCUCCUCGGUUCGUCUUGCUCAAAGUGGAUUUUACAGGCUGCGGAGGACCUUGCAGCUCUCCUGAAAUCCCCUCAGUGUCAUACAAAGGCUAUAAAUUCUUCAAAGCCGAUCCAAUCCCAGGCCAAAAGGCUUCGUGGACUAAGGUUGAGCGAAUGGAUAUGGAUCUAUCUCAAAGUGAGCUACGCAAGAAGGUUCAGAAACGAGCCGAUAAAGUAUCUGCGGCACAUCAAUACCAGACUUUAUCUGAAAUCAGACAAGCCCAUGUCAAUCAGCUAAUCCAUGAGCAUCGACAGAUGCACCCACAGGGAGAUUGGAGCUGUGUAUAUGCAAAGCAACGGGAAAGAGCCUCAAAGGCUCGGAAUGCCAAUCGUGAAGACUAUGAAACUGUCUCCAUGAAGGUGAUCCUGAUGCAAAGACCGAUGCAAACGAGAACACAUCCCAGGACCCCAAUGGGGGAACUGGUAGAUUUGCGAGAGUUUGAUGCUUCUCUUAUCCAAGCAGGACCCCAAACAAUGGAGCCACCACUUAUAAGCUCGCUGAGAUAUCAAUCUCUGCCUCCAAACCAGUGGAUGGAGAAGCGUCAAACUUGGCCACCAAGCAAAUUCCCAGCGUCAGAUCUAGGGGUGCAGGAUCGACCAAUCCGUUCCAUGACAGUGGAUGGAACUAUGCAGGCUCAGAGAGAUGAGCUCGUUUACAAUGAGAUACUUCAGAAUUCUAACAAGGGAACGAAGCAAAUAUUGGAAAAUCCCAGUCUCUCCCAGCCAACCACUGUUGAUCUUAGAAGUUUGCAUAUCGACGCAUUACCAGAGAGCUCAACAGAUGCUAUUCCAGCUACUAACGGCUGCUCAGCUAAGCGACCUCGAGCUUCAACCUCUGAUCUCCCAAACACUCGGUCAUCAGAUAAGAAAGUGUGUAUUCACCGGCUGGAAGAGGACGAGAUAUGGAGUCGUCUUGUCAAGUGCGAGGAUCGUAUGAAGCGAUGGGAGAAGACCCUUGACGAUCAUACGAAGAUACUACAGAUGAUACUUCAAAGUCCUGGUAUGCAGUGUUUUGCUAGAUGA